AUGGAGCUCUUUAGAGCAGGGCAGAGGUGUUUGGAUCUGACGCAGGGCGGCAAUAUGGUUUCUGAAUUUCUGGUUAGAACUGCACAGAAAGGUUUGAUAACUUCUAAAAAUUUGAUGCCCGUGGCAGCGGCUAGGGCGGCCCGCUGGGGCCCAGCGGCCUCGGCACCGCCUUCGAUCGGGUCCCACGGCUCAGGCCUUGGCGCCCUGCCACCCCGCACAGGCUCCACCCCGGAAAGGAUUUUUAGAGUAGCCAUCUUCUCAGUGAAGUGUGGGCUGGAAGAUGGCAUGUCCUCCAACAGUGUGCCCCGAUCGACAGCCCCAAGUGGAAUAUCCAACCCAGAGAAGAAGAUGAGCUGUGGGACCCAGUGCCCAAAUCCCCAGCGCCUCAGCUCAGGCCCCCUGACCCAGAAACAGAAUGGCCUCCGGACCACAGAGGCUAAAAGAGACACUAAGCGAACGUCUGGAAAAGAAGUCACCAUUAGCGUCGCAGACAGCAUCCGACAGGUGGGCAGAAGUCGAAGAAUCACAAAGAACUGCGUCAACUAG
Molecule: messenger RNA, 546 nt
Organism: Lipotes vexillifer (Yangtze River dolphin)
Lineage: Eukaryota; Metazoa; Chordata; Mammalia; Artiodactyla; Lipotidae
Gene: BAALC
Product: BAALC binder of MAP3K1 and KLF4
Exons: 4
Coding region: 1-546 (181 amino acids)
Cellular component (GO): cytoplasm
Source: RefSeq, a predicted model, not a curated record